This is a messenger RNA of Brugia malayi, 120 nucleotides long. RefSeq lists its product as uncharacterized. The record is from RefSeq and is a predicted model, not a curated record. The transcript has a single exon. Bases 1 to 120 code for a protein of 39 amino acids. NCBI's taxonomy places the organism in Eukaryota, Metazoa, Nematoda, Chromadorea, Rhabditida, Onchocercidae.
AUGCGGCGGCUAAGGGAUGAUUUGAAUUCAAGAUUGGAUGAUAGGAAGAGCGAAGAUGAGGCGGCAAUGGUCUCUGGGGCGGUAAUGGUAAUGGUAAUGGUCAUAAUGGAGGAUAGAUGA